GUUUCAAUUCCAUUCUGACAUUUCUUCUUCUUUCUGUGAUCUGCAACGAUUCGUGAACACGGAAGGUUGUUUCGAUUCUCAAAUUUCUGAUCAGAUGUCGAUAGUUGAGGACGGCCGUAGCCUGGCAGGCUAUACACUCGACGACGUUUUGGCUAACAAUAGGUUAGGGCCACCGGCCACUGCUAGGGCCGCCGAAAUCCGUGGCCGAACCCUACUGGACAUAAUCCGCGACGAGGAGCCCAGCGCCGGCAAGGGGCUUUUCGGAAAGGACAAAAGGACUUGGAAGUCUUUUAGAGAUAAACUCCGGCUGAAGCGCGCCGGCUCUGCUUGGGUCUCGACGGUUCCGAUUCCGACCUCUGAUAUUCCUGUUCACACCAAACGCUCUCUAAUCGGAAGGCGAACUCAAGUCCGUUUCAACACGCAUUCAUCCAGAAACUCCACCGAUAAUCAGACUCGUAAUCCGUCCGAAGAAUCUUCCAAAUCCACUCGCCGUCAAAUGUCUCGACAAACUUCAACAAUGAACAGCUCAAGCGAUUCAUCAGGGUCCCAUUACGAUGAAUCCUCCGAUUACUCAUCGUCUCCAGAUGCAGCGCCAACUCGAAUCAUGAGACCGCAAAUGUCACGCCAUAACUCAGUCCGUGUCUCGAAUCCAAUGGAGAGUUACACCGAGCCAACAGAACCAGAUCGGGAUAACCGAAUUCGAUACUCCAAUUUCUCAGACCACAGAAUGAUGUCCGCUAGAGAAGCCGUCGCAGCACAAGAAGCAGCAGAUGCAGCUUCCGCUGCUGCCGCGGCCGCAGCUGCGGCGGUAGCCGCGGAAGAAGAAAAAGAACAAAACGAAAACAACGAGAACGGAAAUGAAAAUGAAAACGAAGAGUCAACAACCGGAUCAGAGAAUGAGGAGUCUUCGCCAACGACGGAGCCGGUGAGGAUGUCGUUGAUGGAUCUGUUGCACGAGACGGACAGAGAAAUGGGGUUCGAAAGAUCGAGUUACGGAAUGGGAUUUGAAGAAGAUUUCUUCGACGACGAUGAAGAUGAUGAAUACGAAGAAGAUGAAGAUGAUGGUACUGGUGGAGAAUUUACCUGCUGCGUUUGUAUGGUGAAGCAUAAGAAUCCGCCAUUGGCGGCUUGCGGCCACACUUUUUGCCGGCUCUGUUCGAAGGAGAUGAUGGUCAGCCGCGGGAACUGCCCCACUUGCAGCAAUUUCAUCUCGGAAAUCCUUGAUGCUUUUUGAAUUUUUUAUUUUUUAUUUCUCUUUUCAAAUCAUUUGUUUGAUUAUUUGAGGAUUUAAAAUUUCUAAGUUUGAGUAGGUAAUAUUUUUGCCGC
Molecule: messenger RNA, 1326 nt
Organism: Benincasa hispida (wax gourd)
Lineage: Eukaryota; Viridiplantae; Streptophyta; Magnoliopsida; Cucurbitales; Cucurbitaceae
Product: RING/U-box superfamily protein
Source: RefSeq, a predicted model, not a curated record